Molecule: messenger RNA, 794 nt
Organism: Dendroctonus ponderosae (mountain pine beetle)
Lineage: Eukaryota; Metazoa; Arthropoda; Insecta; Coleoptera; Curculionidae
Exons: 4
Coding region: 275-757 (160 amino acids)
Source: RefSeq, a predicted model, not a curated record
UGUCCGUCUCAUAGGUUCUUGAAUUUCGUAUGCACUUCCUUCACUGGCUUCACGUAAUAAAUGUUUCCUCACAUUUUAUCCCAAACGAAAUCAGUCGUCUGGUAAGCAAAUUGAUGCUGCAUAACUGGGAUUAUUGAAGACAAAGUACGUAGGUAUAGGUACAGUAAAAUAGAGAUGUAAAUCAAACCAGUUGGACGGGCGUGUGCAGAAUCGUCUAGUCAUAUAUAUUUCAAAGGAUUAGCAAACCUCCUAAUAACAAUACAAGGCACGAAAGAUGUACGUCAACACGAUAGCAAACUGCAAAGAUUUCGAAAAUUCGCCUCUCAACUGGAGUCAAAUAACCUUCGAUCGCGAUCCAAUUACUAAGGACUUCUCUUUCAACAUCGAGCUAACCGUGCAUAAGGAAGUUAGUAAAAAAUUCGGGAUAGAAUUUAAUAUAUGGAAAUGUGAGAACGAAGGAAGCCUGGAUAGUUGCGAAUAUUUCCUCAAAGAGCAGAAAAACUUCAAAAUAUGCUCCUACCUUCUGGACAAAAAUCAGUUUUGGUCAGUAUUCACGAAAGCGUUCGUGCCUCCUUUAGUAUGCCCGAUUAAAACAGGAGUAUAUAAAGCGAUGAAGAUUCCAUUUCAAAGUUCCUACAUCAGAUUUUUGCCAAUACAGCAACCAGUUAUCCGAGGCCGUCUGAUUGGAUGGGAUGAUACUGUUAAAAUUUCCUGCGUUGAUAUAGAAAUUGUAUUCAGCACGGAAAAACGUGGAUAAAUUUGUCUAAUAAAGGGUUCAUGCAAGAUAUUAAUAA